Molecule: messenger RNA, 1612 nt
Organism: Gopherus evgoodei (Goodes thornscrub tortoise)
Lineage: Eukaryota; Metazoa; Chordata; Testudines; Testudinidae
Gene: NRSN2
Product: neurensin 2
Exons: 3
Coding region: 437-1069 (210 amino acids)
Biological process (GO): nervous system development
Cellular component (GO): transport vesicle; neuron projection; neuronal cell body
Source: RefSeq, a predicted model, not a curated record
UCCACGCUUGUGCAGAGCCAGCCUCUCACAAGCUUCUGCUGGCUGGGAAACGCCAGGCAGAUGCUGGGCUAGCUGGCCAUUGCAACAGGUAAACAGCUCUCUCUCCAUUGCCCCCUCCUCGCUGCCCUGCCUGCCCCCCGCAGCCCUGCUCCGUCCCAUUUCACACCCUCCAAUUCAGCGGGUGCUGCUAAGCCCUUUGGAGAAGAAAAGUAACUCCAGCUCCCGCCGGCAGCCAAACCCCGGCACGAGCCGGCACCCUCUGUGUCCCAGCCAGCCAGAGAGAAGAGGUGCCCGUUCCAGUUCGGAUACCGUUGGAGCAAGAUCUGUCGUCCUGCUACGGGUCUUGGUCUGGAGGGCGUCCCGCAAGCAAAGGGGCCAUCCCCAGAGGCAGAACCCAGAGGGGAAAGGAUGCGCUAGGAGCUCAGCCAGCGGCCCCAUGCCUGCCCGCAACCAGUCAUGUGGCUGCAGCCGGGGGCCCAAUGUGGAGCACGGGAAGUGGUACGGGGUCCGCUCCUACCUGCACCUCUUCUAUGAGGACUGCACUGGCGCCGGUCUGGCUGAUGACGUGACCGAAUACCCAGUCUCCCGUGCCCAUGGCGGAUGGCCCUCCCUCGUCUGGAAGGUGAGUCUCUCAGCUGGAAUGCUGCUCUUGUUGAUUGGAGCUGCAGCACUGGCCACAGGAUACCUGGUGCCCCCGAAGCUGGAGGGCAUCGGCGAGGAAGAGUUUAUGGUGCUUGACCUGCAGGCGAUGGCGUAUAACCAUGCCCUGGUGACCUGCAGACUGGUGGGCACUGUCCUGUGUGCCGGGGCCGGGGCCCUGGGGGUGGUGGGCGUCCUGGCGUGCAUGCUGGGCAGGGCUGCGCGAGGGGGCGAGGAAGAGGAGGAGCAGCAGCUAUCGCCCAUUCUGCGGGAGAGCCCCCUGAAGAAGCACAGCACCAUUAUUGUGCCGCCGGCAGCAGCAGGAUCACCGGCUGUGCCCUUCGGCGCUUCGCAGAUACAAAACAUACAGCCAAAGAGGGACAUACAGCUCCCCCUCCUGCCUCCCUCCACCACCGGCCCCGCUCCCUGAAGCUAAGACCUCUCCUGUCUCCCCCUGCGUUACUGUCACACCCAAUUAACAGCCCCACUGCCCCAGCUCUAAGAAGUCCCGACAUGUCACCAUUCAGUGCUAGCAGGAGGAAGAUGUGUGCAGCACCUGCACCCCUUCCCGCUGCUUCAUCUGCAGAACCUGAGGGGGAGUGUGGAGGGAGGCUGUGGCCCGGCCCCCAUGUGAGAAGAUCUGAGAACUGCUGGAGGUGUCUUCUGGCCAGGACACUUGGCUCAAACCAGAACAGAAAUGCCCCACCUGAGCUCAGGCUGAUUCAGCCUUUAAGCCAACAGGAUCAUUUCAUGCCGCAUCAUCUGGAGGCUGGGCUAUAAUUGCAACCUAUCAGCAAGAAGGAAACUGUGUUCGGAGGUAGAGGCGGAGUGUGAUUGGCCAUCACCUAAUGGACAAAGUCCCAACUUUUCUGUGGUCCACCUUCCUCUGCCCUGCUUCUUGGUCAGCUGUAACUGAAGAAAGUGUCUGAGUACCGGUCCAGCAAUGUCCUUCCAUGCUGGUUCAAUAAAGAUA